AUGACCAAUGGUAGCUGGAAUUUUAAUCUUUUUCAAGAUCAAGAGUUACAGCAAUUCAAAAAGUUCCUGGUGUUGGUUCCUGUCCAUAACUCUGCAGAUAAAAUUUUGUGGGACGCUGUUAAGUUCUCCUUUAAAGAAGCUCGGAAUACUUAUAGAUUUUAUGUAAAAGAAGUUAACUGGUUUAAGUUCUGCUGGGGUAAAGCAAGGCCUCGUUGGUUUGUGACUGCUAUGUUUGUUAUGCUAAAUAAAAUUCCCUUUAAGGUGAAUCUCCAUAGAAGGAAGUUAUGUUUGGUUUCUAGGUGCUCCAUGUGUCAAAGAGCUAUUGAUUUUACUGUCCAUAUUUUCAUUGAAUGUAAUUUUUCUAAAAAAUUGUGGAGAUGGAUAGGUGUGGUGCUGCAUUGGAACAUGACUCAGUUUAAUGCUGUGCAGUCUAUGGUUGAAUUGUUUAACUGGUUUCAAAGUUUGUCUAUUGCGGGAAAUCAUAAAACUUUGUUUGCUGCUGGGUUAUGGGGGAUUUGGCAUGAAAGAAAUGCUAGAAUCUAUGGUUCUACCACUGACUCUAAAGAUGUAGCUAGGAGUUUACUACUUGAAGUGUUGGAUAUUCAUAAUAUCCCUUUUCAGAUCUUGCUGCCUAAGUGUUUGGGGUGA
This is a messenger RNA of Cornus florida, 648 nucleotides long. RefSeq lists its product as uncharacterized. The record is from RefSeq and is a predicted model, not a curated record. NCBI's taxonomy places the organism in Eukaryota, Viridiplantae, Streptophyta, Magnoliopsida, Cornales, Cornaceae. The transcript has a single exon. The coding region runs from base 1 to 648 and encodes 215 amino acids.